This is a messenger RNA of Microtus ochrogaster (prairie vole), 2120 nucleotides long. Its product is annotated as serum amyloid A-4 protein-like. The transcript is spliced from 4 exons. NCBI's taxonomy places the organism in Eukaryota, Metazoa, Chordata, Mammalia, Rodentia, Cricetidae. The record is from RefSeq and is a predicted model, not a curated record.
UAUUGGUGUGAGAAAACAUGACCCAAAGCAAAUUGGAGAAGAAAGGGUUCAUUUCAGCUUACAGCUUGCAGUGUGUCAUCCAAGGUAGUUAGGGCAAGGAGGUAGGAAUUAAGAAAACGAGUCAAAAGACAAACAUUUUGAGGUAAUUUAGAAAAACUCUAUUAUGAACAUGGCAGCGUGUGACUCAGUACGCUAGCUUUCCUUCCCUUCUGCUGCUGGACACUGAGUUCAGGGCCUCACACAAGCUAGACAAACGCUCUUCCACUGAAUUGUCGGCCCAGCCCGUGCUGUUUAUUUACAGGAAUGAUUGAGCAAGAGGGAUUCUGCCAAGCUGGAUUUAACAGCACUCUUCUUAUCAAUGUUAGAGCCAGGAGAGAGAGCAGCUGCUCCAUGGCCGCUUGGUCCUAGCAGCCCUGCGUCCUCUGAAACUUCAGCUGGAGAAAGGGGCAUAGCUGGCGCUCCUUUCCAUGAAGUGUUGGUCUUGUGCUCCUGAGAACAACUUCAUAUAAAGUUGUUCUGCAGCGCCAUGAGGCUUGCCACAGUCCUUGUCUUCUGCUCUUUGUUCUUGGGAGUCAGUGGUGAUGGCUGGUAUUCGUUCUUCAAGGAGGCCAUACAAGGGACUUGGGACUUGUGGAGAGCCUAUCGGGACAAUCUAGAAGCCAAUUACCCAAACUCAGACAGAUACUUUUCUGCUCGGGGAAAUUUUGAGGCUCAACAGAGGGGAGCUGGAGGCAUCUGGGCUGUUAAAUAAUCAGGUAAUGGUCCUAAAUACUUUCAAGGCCUCCUAAACCGGUAUUAUUUUGGAAUGAAAAACUUUGGACUGGAAAGCCUGGAGUCCACCAAGAAAGCCGAGGAAUGGGGCCGAAGUGGCAAGAACCCUAAUUACUUCAGACCCAAUGGCCUCCCUGAGAAGUUCUGAGCCUCCUACACAGGCUGCCCUGAGGGGACUAGGCCAUAAGACAUAUUCCCCUCCACAUGACAGUAUGUCCUUGUUCUCCGUGUCCACAGCAUCCACAGAGAAUCUAGAGAUAGCCAACAAGUACUUUGUGAAUGGAAUUUGUUGAUGGAAAUUGGGACCUCUCAGAAAUAUUUUCUGCAAAGAAUUGCUAUGUAUCAUCACACAGAAAACAAGUAGAGGAAGAGCUGUGACUGGGCCCCAGUCUACAGCCAGGCAAACCCUUCACACAGCCCCAGCCAAUCUGCUCCAGCCAGUAGCCCUAUCAGCAGGCCCCUCACACAGCCCCAGCCAAUCUGCUCCAGCCAGUAGCCCUAUCAGCAGGCCCCUCACACAGCCCCAGCCAAUCUGCUCCAGCCAGUAGCCCUAUCAGCUUCCCCUGUCAAGCAGACCUUUGCUAGCAAAGCAUUGCCAACCUAGUCAGGCUCCUCCGCAAGCAGAGUUUGCUCUCUAUGUGCUCUGGUCUGCUGACCACCAGUUUCCUCCUUGAUAUUGAUCAGACGUGUGUCCCAACCCCCAACAUCUGGUCAUACCUGGGCCUCUCUGUUUUUGUCAUGGUUGUUCCCAGGCUUUUCUGUGUAGUGAUGCCACUCUGCCUUAUCAGUCACAUGCUGUGCAUGGUCUGACUCCAGACCUUGUCACUUGUGGCCCCUUCUCAUAUAGAGAAGAAACUGCUUUGAGAAAGCCUCAUCCUACCCUAGGAAUCCUAUCGUAGACAGUGCACUGGGGACCACAGGUAGAUUCCAGUUUAGGAGUGCCCGCAUAGCGCGCAUGAAUCCCUAGAGGUAUCCCUAGAGCUGUAAAAACCUGGUGAUGGUACACACUUAUAUUCCUGGCACUGGGGUUGGUAGAGGCUCACCUACCAGAAGCUCAAGGCCAGCCCUGGUUGUAUUGUAAGUUGAGGCUAGCCUGGGAUAUAUGAUACCCUGUGUCACAAUAAGGCACACACACACACACACACACACACACACACACACACUGUUUUCUCACAGGGAAGGUUAUCAGAAACACACCAUGUAGAGGUGAAAAAUCAAAGCCUGAAAGAUGCACACUUAUGUACACACUGGCAAGAAAAACAUGGUUCCAAUUCAACUAAGAUAAUGGGCUCUUAUCAUUCAGAUCCUUUAUAUUAUACUCAAUGAAAAUGUAUCUUAUUAAUAUAAUG